GUGCAACAUGCUGGGUGAGGCAAUGAAUAUGCUCAACCUUCUCAGAUAUUAUGAGCAAUGGCGCACAACACCUCAAGCAAAUACAUCUCCCUGUGUGCUCUGUGUACUAUGCAGACAAAAAGCAGUGGUGCACACAAGGAUACCUUUAACAUCAACUCACAACUCUCACAUUAGACUAAACGCUAAAGAAAUUAAAUAUUUGUAGUCAACAUUACUGCUAAUUAUCGCCAAUCAAAGCAAACAGCAUAGAAAGCUUCGUUACAUAGAUUCCCAGUGUAUGGGAUCCACACAUCUUUUUUUUUUUUUUUGACAACUAUACAAUAGACACGCAAGUUUUUGUGGAAGGUUGUACCAUUCCAUUACAUGACAGCUAUUCUCGAUUGCUUAUCAUUUCGUUAAAGCACGCAAAUAAAAGUCUCUCCAAUGGCCUCUGAGUAACUGAAGUCACAAGCUGCUACUCUGUUGGUGGUAUUAGGCUUUCAUGCUUUCCUACAAUUAUUGAUGAAUUGUAGUGUUGGAUUCAUGGUGUUCAAGAAUGACAAGCUUUGGAGCAGUGACAUCCCAGGAAGCUGUUUUUUUGUCUAGAAUAAGCACUGCAGAAGCUUACAGUAAUAGGUCUAGACAUAAUGAGGCAUACAAAUGCUGUACAGGGUAGAAAAACAAAUUUACAUGAUUUCCAUUGGUCACUGGUUUCUGCUCCACUCUGCUGCAAUUCAGGAGCGUGUUAAUGGCUUUUUGCCUCAAAUUCUUUUUCCACACCAAUGUAUGUUACCUACAUUUCGGGGUGCAUAGUUUGAAAGUGCGAAACAGGAUGAGCAAAUCGAAUGAUGCUAUUCUGGAUUUCAAUUCACUCAUCCUGUCGUUACCUUGCCUCAUGUCCAUUUUUUUCAUGCUGUAUAUAUACCAUGAAGUCUUACGAACACGCCCAAGUUUCUAUGCUGUUGAACAAUUCAAGGAAUGAAUAGGGAUAGUAGGAUAUUGAAUUUGUUAGUCUAAAGUUCUAAAUAUUUACACACCUCUCUUGGAUGUAAGGAGCACAAAAUCGUGAGCGAGCUACUGCAUCACUGUUGUUAAAUGCACUGGAAAACAGGUGUGGACAUAAGGUGGAAAAAAAAAAAAAAAAAGAAGGAAACAGUACUUAUGACUGAUUUGUUUCUAUUCCUAGGAAUACUUCUAUUCCUAGGAAUAGCUUUUGCACAAUUGAUAAAACCUUCACAAUGGAAAAGGUAAAUUGUCAUAGCACCUGCUGCUCUCAUCCUUACAUCGCUUUCUGAUUGUAAACUACUUGGCAGAGUGUGUUUGCUCCUCCAUGGACUGCAUGCUAUUUUGCAUGCUGAACGUCCACAAAGGCUGUCAAACAGCCUGUCAGUCAGGGGCUAGAUGGUCUUUGCAGAAAGCCAUACAUGAUGCCGCAUGGGUUUCAAGUGCAACACUACUACUACCUGUUUAUGUGCAGAGGCCUGCAGCAGUGUUCCAGAACAAGUGGGUGGUGAAGAGGCUGCUGCAGCACCAGUGGUGCUCAGCCCAGCUGGGUAUGAGAAGGGCAGCCACCAAGUGGGUGGCGAAGAGGCUGCUGCAGCACCAGUGGUGCUCAGCCCAGCUGGGUAUGAGAAGGGCAGCCACCAAGUGUCUUGCGAGCGACCACGCAAAGGCCGCAUCUGCCCAUCUUCUAUAGAUCCAGGAGGGGAUGCUAGCCAUAGUCCCAAUCAAGGAAAAUUGGCUGUGGAAGCAAAUAACGCAGUGGACCCUUGCAGAAAGAGUAGACUUCGCCAGCAGAGGCCAUCUCCUCCAAGUCCUGCUAAGAAAGGUCGCACAAAGCCAGCAGGAGCAGGGGAGCAGAAGCAAAGUUGCCAGCCAGAGUCCAAAUUUAAAAGCAUCCAAAGUGAGUGCAGCAUGCAUGACAUGGUGCAAAGGAUUGUACAGUCACCUCGAAAAGGAGCAGUAGCACCUGUUGUUUCCCCCCCGCCAGUUGAAGAGCGGCAAGAACAGCGGUACCCUUCGAGAAGGAAACGAGAGCAGUCUGCCAGUGAAGAAAUGGUCACUGCUUUACAGUCUGAAUGCACAGUAGCCAUAAUCAAUGACAAGAAAGAGUUGUGUGAUGCAGAAAUAUGCCAAACAACACCAGCUGACCACCAGGACAGAACUGCUGAGAAAUGUAAAUUUGUGAGGGAGAAACAUGCAUGGAUAGAAAAUCAGUCCCCAGGACUUAAGACUGCACCUAGAAACACACGGAAAAAAAACAAGAGAUCAUCAUCAGCCCCUAUGGCAUUAAGCAAAGACACCAUUGCUGAAUCCAGCCCAGUAGAUCCAAGCCAGCAAACCUUACUGCAGCAUUCAUCAGGGCCUGCUCUGUCAAACUUCGAAAAAACAAGCAACCCCAUACAAUGCUCUGUAGUAGAAGGGAGUGAAAACAGGGGAAAGCCAUUACGAAUGCUCAUAACAAGGGCUGGCACGACAAAGAGUGUCAUCUCUUGCAACCGUGUAAAUAUGCGAUGUGAACCAUUACCUGAAAAUGCUGCUGCAUGCCAUUUGAACACUUCAUCUACUCAAGUGCCUUGUAAUGUGCUAUCAAGUGAACUAGCACUUCAAUCAUCUACCUUAAAGGAUCGCCAGCCAGACACAAAAGAUACCCAAAGCUCAAGCCAUUUGUUAGAAGCACAAGUUGGAGAUGACCUUUAUGAAACACUAAACAAAUUACAUAUAACAGAGGCGGAUAGUAGGAAAAAAGUAAUGGAGACGGAUAGUGAGAAGGAAUGCCUUAGCUCAGUGCACUGUGACACAAUACCAGGGUGUGAAACAUCUGAAAGCAAUGCACCCACUUUGGAGGAACAAGAUUGUAAUGAUGAAUGCUUAAAUAAGGAUACUGAUGUGGGAAAUUAUAAUACAAACAUCGAGGAAAACACGUCAUCAGAAAAAAAAAGUCUUCAGCCAGCAGCUGCAAUUAUGCAAGAUGUAGAACAAAAAGCACUAGAAGAACAUUUGAGUGCUUCAACAUUUCCUGCUGGACACAAUGCCACUAGCACAAGUAGCAUGAUGGCAGGUACAUCUAGCAGCCCCACAACUACAAGACCAUCUGCACGUAGACCACUGACACUAGCAGAAAUGACAAGUGCCGUAGAAUCCAUUCUUCAAACAACAGAGCAAACACUGGCCAUGAGUGAACAAUGUCAUGACAUGCUCGAGACUGAUGCCAACCUCAUUGACAAAAAAGAAGUUGACAGUGCUACCGACAGCCUUUUAAAAGAGAUGAGUGUUAACAAUGAAGACAUCAACUUCCAGCUCAUUACCUCUUGCAUGCCAGCACAACAGGACAAAACAAUUGAAUGUGCGACACCAACAACUCUACAUAAAAAUGAGAUUCCCAGUGACGACAAGAGAGACUGUGGAGGCAAAGAAAUCAGAGUAAAAAGCACUCCCGAGUCACUUAAUUAUAUGAAAUUGUCCCAAAGAGAAUUAGCCAUGUUUGAAACACAAAUCAGCAUUUCACAAAAUGAAGACCUUACCUGCAGCAAGAUACCGUGCAGAGAUGAACUUUCUGGUACACGAGUGCCAUCAGAAGCAUUACUUACCAAAGGAAAAGUGUUGGAUCCAGGAGCACAAUUAAACACACCUAACAGUUCGCCACAAUGCUUUGAUGCUAUAGGGUUAAAUUCAGUCAUUAAAGAAACCAAAUCCAGCACAACUUCAGAGUGUGGCACACACCAGCAAAAAAUAUCUGAACAGAGCACUUUCACUGAAAGCAGUACUACACUUCCAACGGAAUGCUUAGAAGACAUAGAUACUAAAAGAUCAUAUGAGGGUACAAGACUGACAUGCACACUUACAGAAGCUUCAAAACAUGAUGGUACACGGAAGAAAUUAAACAAUAGUGAAUCCUCACAAAUCUUCAAUGCCGAAAUUUCUGUGCAAGUGCCCGAGAUUGACCAGAAUGUAAAGAUCGAACAUGAAGCAGUAGAAAUGGGCGAUAAAAAUUCUCUUCUGGAGAGUGCCUUCAAUCAAACAACCUUUCAACCUUUACUUGAAACACAAGCUAAACAAGAUGAUGGCCAGAAAGCACUGACAAGACCCCAGUCUUCAAACUGCCUUCAUUUUGCUUGUGAAGACAAUAAUGCACCACACAGUCUUGUAUAUGUGCCACCUCUUGAAACAGCACUGAAACAGAGUGCAGGUGUAGAACUGUUCAGUAACUUAUCACUGACAAUUUUACAAGAAACACUUAACACGCACGCAAACAUUACAGAAAAAGGUUCUUGUUCUGUUGAUAACGCAUCAAAAUCAGCAGAGGCACUGGAAACACCUGCACAAGAAGUGGAGCUGAGUAGAGAACAGCUGACCAGAAUUACAGAAGUGUCCACGAGCUCUCAUGGUAGUGAUAAUGCAACUACGAUAACAAGCCCAUGCAGUCCACUUUAUAACAUAAAACCUGGGGAAGGCAGGGAAAUGGACACUUCUAGUUUCGUUCCAGAGCUGCUUUCACUGAACUCGGAUGAACAAAGCACGCUUAUACAUGCUGAUCAGUGCAAGCAGCUUGACCAUCACCAUGCCUCAGAGGACCACAAGCUGUCCAAUAUGUCUGUGGAUGCUGAUACACCAGCAAUGCUUUCACCAAGCAAGAAUGCAGCCAUUAAAGUAGAUAACAGAUGCUUCAGCUACUUGCCUGAAGAGCAAUCAACCACAGGAUCAGGCUCAAACGAGCAUCUUCAAAAUGAACGAACAAAUACUAAAGCAUUGCCAGGUGCUCUUCUGAGAGUUCCCAGCAAAGAAGAGAAACCAGGAGAUGAAACCUCAAUUGACAGCUUGAAAUUACAGGAAUCUACUGAAAACACAAUGCUUGAAAUUAUUGAGAAAGCAGCGGUGGUCACCAGAAUUGCAGAAUGUACAUUCUCCAAUGUUGGGACUACUGGUGAGCCAUCUGACAGAAAAAAAGAUGUGCUCCACUUUCCACAAGAUGAAGACAGACAAAGGGAAAUGCCAGAAGAGAUCACUCUUCAACACCACGCAACUUCCUCACCACUGGACAAAUCUAGAGACAAAGAUGCUAUGUCCACGUAUAUCACAAACCAAGAUGUUAGCCUAACCAGCUGCGAAUUGCCUAAACUUCAAGACAAAUGCAUCUCAGAAGCACUUAACAGAGAAACUGGUGUGAAUUUGGACAACUCUAAUGAUGCCAUGAAUGCAAGCGUUUCAGACAGUGCAAUCACGAGUUCAAUGCCCUUGAUAUUAGUGGUUUCUGAAAGUUCAUCAGGCUGCUUGGCCAACAUGCAUAAGCAAAAAGAAAAAGCUCAAGCUGUAGGCACAAUAUCCUGCAGCUUAGGUGCUGGCUUCACAGUGACACAGCAGCAGCACUACCACCAUCCCCAAGAUGCCUCCGGUUCGGGGAGCUGUGACUCAACGACUGAGCCUUGCAAUGCUUUACAGCAUUCAACAGCUGUGUCAGUCAAAAAAUGGUUGGGAAUAUGCCCCGAUGCUAACUCAGUCACAAGCGUGUCAGAAAAAGGGCAACAUUAUGACGAGACUGUUCAAGCACCUGACAGCACAAACAUAGAGUGUAAUGUGCUUCUUCGUACUGGUUUUUGCCAUAACUCUGCAAAUGUAAUGGUACCAGUACAAGCAUACUCAUCACCAAGUAUACAAGACACAAAGGAAUUGCCCUCCAACAUUAUACCAUGUUCUAAUGCCUUGAAACUUACUGCAAUUUCUCAGUUCUCCCCAGUACAUGAAAAUGAUGUAGACAUUCCGAAUAAGCCCAUGCAAGGUGAUGCACAAAUGCAGACAACUCAAGACAGAAGAGCUGCACCAGAAAAAGCUACAAAUAUGGUUAGGUCUGUUUCUGGUGGUGGAGAGACUAGGGACAACAUUGGUACCAUGAAAUCAGAAUCAACUGUAGGUGGUGCACAUGGCAAUUUCAGCCCUGUGCAAAGAACACUUGAAAACAAAGAUAAUUUUGAUUACACAAGUGUAUCGUGUGUGUGCUCUGAGGAAGGUAACUUGGCCAGCACUGGAGAGCAAUUUGCCACUGCCACAGAAGUUAAAGAAGACAUAAAAGAUGCUGCAUCAGAACUUAAACAGAGUGCCAUCACAAUAUGCGAGGUUUCACCUGAACUGAAAAAUACUAAGAGAACAGAGGUGACCGACAGCAUGCACAUGGAUUCACCGUCUGAGAUUUUGUCACAAAAACAUGAAUGUGUUGAAGGAACAAGAGAAACAAUGGCAGGCGUCACCAAAGUGAUCAUGGUUCAUAGCAACAAGGACAACACAACAGCAACUGAACAGCUGUUAGAGGACGAAAACAAUUCUUUGAAAAAAUGCACAACUGAUAACGAUGAAAACAAGCUAGGAAUGGGAGGGAGUCCUCACCUUCAUGGCAUAUCACCUGAACAUCCACCUUCCACUAUGUCUGUAGCUAUACCAUGCAUGGUACAUGAAGCAAAUGCACUUUCUCAAUAUUUUCCACAGGAAUCCACAAACAUCUUGGUUCCUGAACACUCAGAAGAACUUCACAUUGAUGUCAGACGUGAACGAGAAGCUAGAAAAGAAUUUGAAAGUGCUGAAUUUGGUGGACUCGAAGAGUUGUGCACAAAAGAACUCAUUGAUGACUCAAAUGAUCUAAAUGUCACUGGAUCCACCAACACAUCAGUGAAGGCCAGACAAACGAUUCCCCAAGGUGCUGAAACAAACUGUGUUCCUCACAGCAGCACUUUAAGAAAAAACGAUUCAGCACAUUCAAAUUUAUCAUCCAUAGAAAAGUGCCUAGAGGAUGGCAUAAGACCUCAAGAUGUUGAAACAGUGCCGAUUUCUCGAAAUACAGCAAAUAUGGAGCGUGGCAAAACUGAGCAGACGAAUGUGAAGGGCAUUGAGAACAGCAGCAGUUCUUAUUCACUAAAGAAGACAUGUUUCACUGGGCUGUAUUCAACUCUGGGACCAGAAAACUGGCAGCCUGAACCAAGCAAUACAGAAUACACCACAACUCCAUCUGUACACAUAGGAAAGGACGACAGCCGGACGACCGAACUUAACUAUACACACACCUCCACAGACAUGACUCGUGGCACAGCCUGUUCAGGGAACACUACAGGGGUGGAAUAUUCAAUUGCAGCACAUGCAGUAUCGCAAAUUCCUGCUACUGAAUGCAUUAACUUGGCACAGCUAGAUGUUUCCGAUAGUGAUGAAACGGUGGAGAGACAUACUCCUACAACACUGGAACGUGAUUCUCCCACCAAUGCUGAGCAUUCCAAUACGUCUGUAGAAACUGUGAAUAGCUCGGUGAACUUUACUGUUCGGGAUGACUUAUUGAUAGAAUGCACCGCAGGCAAUCGACAGCACUGCGCCCUUUUACCAGCUGAAGAUGUCGCCAAGGGCUCGGAAAUUCAAGGCAAAGAAUAUAUCCUCAGUAGCCCGUCCAACAGCACUAGUGGAAACGUUAGCAGCUUAAUUUACAACAGCAAAGGGACCAAAAAAGAUUCAAUACAAAUGGAAGCGCAGCACGGCGCCGACCUCUUGAGAGCAUCAGGAGCAGAUGGUGUGGACAUUGAUGUUGCUACAAUGCGUUCGAUGGAAUUCCCAAGCCGUUCGGAGUCCCAAAAGAAAAAUGCGGUGUCAAACACAUGCGGUGGUGACACUUUCAAUAUUUUUGCUUCUCCGAAAAGCAGUGUCGAACGGCGGUUUACGGGCGGCUGCAACAACCCCGAAGCUCAGCCACGUGAAGCGUACGAUCCCUUUCGACAGAACUGCGGCAAGUCCCACGCUAGCGCCGGUCUUCAGCACGAAACACGGGAGACAAAGAGAAAUGUUCUAGAUCGUGGUGACCCAAGUGAUAGUAGUGGGGGCACCAGCUGUUCUGAAAGUGAAGAGCACGAAAUGGCGCGCCUACGAGGUCGAGGGGUGCGCAAACAGGUGGCUGCUCGUGCCGCCAAGGAGUCAUCAGAAGCAUCUUCUGAUGGGGAAGGCAGUGAGGCUGGAAACCGGCGGCUGCGGAAUGGUCGCCGCGCAACACCAGAGGAGCCUCGGGUGAUGCGGCGUUCAUCACGCAACCGCAAAGCAGCCACUGAGGGAAGUCCCAAGGAAGAUUCAGAUGCCGCCACCGAACCUGAGAGCACGCCAGGGAGCCCACAACUGGAGGAAGGCCAGGUGCUGAGCCCUGUGCAUGAAGAGGAGGAGCAGCCUGUGGGUAAGAAGGCGUCAAAGGGUAGUUCAAGCUCAUCAUCAUCGGAGUCAUCAGAUUCAUCAGACGCGGAGGAGGAACUGGUGGGCCGGAGGGGCCUCAAGGGUGUGCUGGUGUCAUCUCCAGGGCGAUGCCAGGAACCCUCAGAAGAGCCCCGUUCGCCCCCCAACAGCGAGCCACCACAAGAGGAGGGUGUCAAGAGCCAGGAGGAGCGAGCUGAAGUGGAGACUGCUGAGCCUGACCAGCGUCCACCGCAAGAGGAGAGGCCAGCGAAAGAACACAUUCCUGAGGAUGUAGAAAUGAAGGAUGAUGACGAGAGCCAGCCAGCAGCAUCGGAGGCAUCGCCACCCAAGUUUAAAACCAGGAGGAUUUCGACUGCGGCCUUGAAAAAGGAUUCUGAAGAUAAGGAGGAGCGGCCACAGCGGAAGCGCAGAUGGGGCUCCACAAAUGUUGUUCUUGGUCCUUCAGUAAGCAUUUCUACUGCUGCACUGAAGGACCUGAUACCUGAUAUUGAAGAGCCACUGUCCAAGCCCAAAGAGCUUGAAGAGGAGCAUGUCACUGCAUCUGUCGGAGAGUCGCCAGUUGCAGAGCUUGAGGAGACGUCUGAUGAGCCACCAGUCAAACUCCAGGUUGUAGAUGAUGAAGCUACUAGUGAAGAAGUGCCACCCUGCAAUGACAAGACAGAAAAUAAGGAAACGAGGGAAGAUGGAGAGCCUAGUCACAGUGAGAAAUCUGCGAAGGGUGAGAAGGUUUCGAGAGAUGAGAAACCUAAAGAUGAUAGAUUGCCCAGGAGUGAGCGCAUUCCUCGAGAUGAAAAGGAAAAGCCCCUUGGCAGGGAGGAGAAGGCAGUUAAAGCUGACAAACCUCCGAGAGAAGUUAGUAGAGAUGAUAAGCUAGGAAGGCAUGAUGCAAACACAAAGGAAAUGAAAGUGGCCAGAGAAAGAGCGUCGCCAAUUACAGCACCCAGUGCUGAGCGCAAAGCUCUCCGUGUGAUCUCUGACAGAGCGCCCUUGUCUAAAAGGCCUGCUGCAAGCAAGGAUGAAGUGGGCCAGCGCAAGUUGGCAAGCCCACCAAGGAAUCCCAAGAGCCGAAUUUUAUUUGUGCGCAACCUUGUGCGGCCUUUUACGUUGAAUCAGCUGAAGCAGUUGCUUCAAGAAUUUGGAGACACUGUUGAUUCGGAGUUCUGGAUUGACAAGAUCAAAUCCAAAUGUUUUGUAACUUAUGUAUCGGAGGAAGAUGCUGUCAAAGCUCGAGAAGCACUACAUAACCUGCGAUGGCCACUCUGCAAUCCUAAAAUCUUGCAUGUGGAUUUCUCAUCACUUGAAGAGAUGGAACGUCAAAAGGAGCCUCCCACGCCACCGCCACCACCACCUAGGCCAGCAGCUACAACAGAACGGAGUGUCCCAGCAUUUCAGCGCACUGUAGAGGUGGACAACCGUCUGCCAGCUGGACGUGAAGUAUUGCGUGACCCACGAGAAGUUUUGCGAGACCCCAGAGAGCCCCGGGAAACUAGGGAUCCUCGAGAGCCUAAGGACCCUCGCGAGGCUCGGGCCACUCUUUCAGCGCCCCCAGCACGCUCUGAUAGGACACACCCCACCCACCCCAACCCACCCCCCACCCCAACCUAA
This is a messenger RNA of Dermacentor andersoni, 9789 nucleotides long. Lineage: Eukaryota; Metazoa; Arthropoda; Arachnida; Ixodida; Ixodidae. The record is from RefSeq and is a predicted model, not a curated record.